Megalops cyprinoides (Indo-Pacific tarpon) is the source of this 4481-nucleotide messenger RNA. Its product is annotated as ectonucleotide pyrophosphatase/phosphodiesterase family member 2-like. The record is from RefSeq and is a predicted model, not a curated record. Bases 267 to 2822 code for a protein of 851 amino acids. Gene Ontology annotation, biological process: immune response; phosphatidylcholine catabolic process. Lineage: Eukaryota; Metazoa; Chordata; Actinopteri; Elopiformes; Megalopidae. The transcript is spliced from 25 exons. Gene Ontology annotation, molecular function: polysaccharide binding; calcium ion binding; scavenger receptor activity.
CGUAGCAGCAAAACCCCCCAGCUGGAGUGCUGACUUCGUCUAAAGAACAUCUGAUCGACCAAUGGCACCAUUGUCCCUGAGGGCAGCUGUCACCAUUACUUCAUCUGCAUUGGCUAGCAGUGAAAAGCGAAUUUAACAAGGUAAACAACGGAACGGAGAGAGCAGCACUCUCGCUUUGACCAUCGGUUUAGGGCGUUUUUAGGAGUUGUAACAGGUCAGAAACGACCUCGCCGAGAGUGAGAAAGGAAGAAUACAACUCUUGGAACAUGAUACUGGGGAAACUGGUUCUCCACACCCUCUCCUUCCUCGCUGGCUCCAGUGUUUGUUUGGGAUAUGUUUUUCAAGCACGGCGACCUGGAGAGUGGGAGGACAGUAUAUCACAUGCUAAAGUUCCUUCAGACUCCCCAUGGGUAAAGUCAUCAGGAUCGUGCAAGGGCAGGUGCUUUGAGCUACAUGAAGCUGAACCUCCUCACUGUCGCUGUGACAAUUUAUGCAAAACCUACAUCAGCUGUUGCCAAGAUUUUGAUGAGCACUGCUUGAAAACCGGGGGGGGAUUUGAGUGCACUAAAGAGCGGUGUGGAGAAACCAGGAAUGACGAUCACGCCUGCCACUGCUCCGAGGACUGCCUGGAGAAAGGAGACUGCUGCACCAAUUACAUGGCGGUCUGCACAGGGGGGACUUCAUGGGUGGAGGAUGAGUGUGAGGAGAUUGAGACUCCAGACUGCCCUGCUGGCUUUGUCCGCCCCCCUUUGAUCAUGAUGUCAGUGGAUGGGUACAGAGCUUCAUACCUGAAAAAGGGCAGCACCGUGAUCCCCAAUAUGGACAAACUAAGAACAUGCGGCACUCAUGCGCCCUAUAUGAGACCUGUGUACCCCAGCAAAACCUUCCCCAAUUUGUAUACACUUGCUACGGGCCUUUAUCCUGAAUCCCACGGGAUUGUGGGUAAUUCCAUGUAUGACCCCGUGUUUGAUGCCCAUUUCUUUCUCAGAGGUCGAGAGAAACUGAACCAUCGCUGGUGGGGAGGUCAGCCUAUAUGGAUAACAUCAGUGAAGCAAGGAGUGAAAGCAGGAACCUUUUUCUGGCCCAUGGUGAUUCCCCUAGAGAGAAGAGUGCUGACCAUACUGCAGUGGCUCCACCUGCCUGAUGAGGAGAGGCCCUAUGUGUAUGCAGUCCACUCUGAGCAGCCUGAUACCUUUGGCCACAAACUGGGCCCCAUGAGCAAAGAGCUGAACAAUCCCCUGAAAGAGAUUGAUAAGAUCAUUGGGCAGCUGAUGGACGGUCUGAAACAGAUGAAACUGCACCGUUGUGUUAACAUCAUCUUGGUCGGAGACCAUGGAAUGGAAGAGGCCCAUUGUGAUAGAACUGAGUUCCUGAGUUCAUAUCCCCUGAAUGUGGAUGACAUUAUUUUGAUACCUGGAUCUCUUGGAAGGAUCCGGUCCCGAUAUCCCAACACUUCAAAAUUUGAUCCAAAAGAAGUUGUUGCAAAUCUCACAUGUAAAAUGCCAAGUCAGCACUUUAAGCCAUACCUGAAACAACACCUCCCAAAGCGUUUACACUAUGCCAACAACCGGAGAAUUGAGGACGUCCACCUGCUGGUUGAGAGAAAAUGGCAUGUUGCAAGGAAAACCCCUGAAAAUAAGAAGCAUCCUGGGAAAUGUGGCUUUUCUGGUGACCAUGGUUAUGACAACAAGAUCAACAGCAUGCGGACAAUAUUUUUGGGCUACGGACCUAGUUUCAAAUACAAGACACAAGUGCCGGCUUUUGAAAACAUUGAACUUUACAAUGUCAUGUGUGAUCUCCUGGGCUUGGAGCCUGCUCCUAACAAUGGUACCCACGGCAGUCUGAACCACAUGUUAAAAAGCCCCUCUUACCACCCCACCCAGCUGCAGGAGGUGUCUGAACCCUCCCCUUUAGACCCUGCCCUGGCUGUCCCUGAUGACCUUGGCUGUAGCUGUGACGACCAGAAUGAACUGAAUGGGCUUAGUCAAAGCUUCAGGGAAGCCUCAAAUGACACCAGAAAUCUCCCAUACGGUCGACCAGCAGUUCUUUUCCAAACAAACUACAGCCUCCUCCACCACAUGGACUUUAUCAGUGGGUACAGUGAGGAACUGGCUAUGCCCCUGUGGACGUCAUACACAGUGCCUAAUCAGGUAAAUGUUACACCUCUUCCUGAGUCCGUGAGCCACUGCGUGAGGCCUGACAUUCGUAUGUCCUCUGCCUACAGUCAGUCCUGCAAUGGCUAUGAAUCCCAGCAACACAUCUCCUAUGGCUUCCUCUUUCCUCCAGAGCUGGCCUCGUCCCCUGAAACAAGAUACGAUGCCAAACUAAUCACAAACACUGUUCCGAUGUACCCGGCGUUCAAGAGGGUGUGGAACUUCUUCCAGAGGACACUGCUGAAGCGCUACGCCAAUGAGAGGAAUGGGGUCAACGUUGUUAGUGGCCCCAUAUUCGAUUAUGACUAUGAUGGCCUCCGGGACACGGCGGAGAAGAUGGAACAGCACCUGAGUGGCCCUGUGGCAGUGCCCACUCAUUACUAUAGCGUGGUCACCAGCUGCCUGGACUACACACAGGACGUGGACGCCUGUGACGGCCCACUCAGCGUCUUCUCCUUCAUCCUACCACACCGGCCAGACAACGAUGAGAGUUGCAACAGCUCUGAGGAUGAGUCCGCCUGGGUGGAGGAGCUGAUGAAGAUGCACACGGCUCGAGUGCGGGACAUCGAGAUUCUCACUGGCCUGGACUUCUACCGCCAAACCAACAGGAAUUACACAGAGAUCCUGUCCUUAAAGACCUACUUGCACACGUACGAGGAGGACGUCUAAAACUGCUGGCUCGCUCUCUCUCUUUUUCUCCCUGGUGCAUUUCUGUUACCUAGCUGUAUAUUUGUUUUUUUAAAUAGAAUUUUACAUAUUUGUAUUUCUUAAAAGUUUUAAUGCCAGUAAGUAUUCUAAUCCUGUGUAAUCAUACUGCCUUUUUGUUUUGAAAUAACAAGACCAUUUGUAACGACUGUCAUUUUUUAAAAUUGGGGUGUUGUGUGUGUGACAGGGAGUGUUGGAAAAAUCACUGGAAGCUUCAAUACGAUCCACUGUAAUGCAAGUACUGUUACUCUGAAUGCUGUACUGUACGCGAUAAUGGACCUGUAUCAAUGACUUUUACCAUGUACUACCCGUUUGACUUAUUUAGGACUUAUUCAGACACAUAACAUAACGAAAAAAAAACCCAAAAACAUUUGUACUGAACUUGGUGGCAAUACCUGCACUUCUGUCAGUUUCUUUUCCAUUCAGAAUGGAUGAAUUUACACUUGACAGUGCUUGCUUUUAGUAAAGUCUUAAUGCUUCAGAUGUUUUUAAGGAUGUUUUACUUUUGUUGCUGUGGGCAGUCAAGCACAAGCCUGUCUGUCUAUGCAUGAUUUUAAAAAAGUUGCUCAUUUUUAUCUGUAGUGUUACAUAGGUCAUAGCAACUUAAAUGGCACCUGGGGAUCUUCACUGAAACAUUCUCAGUUGUCUAUCUUACACUUAACACGUGUAUUUAAUUUUUUUUUUUUCUCUUUGUUUCUGUAAAAAUUCAGUGAGUACUUGAAAUUAACCCCAGAGAAAGUGUUUAGUUGGAUGACCCAAGCACACACCAACAUCAGUGGUCCCAGAGCACUUGGUGUGACCUGACACUUGUAACUGCAUGUAUAUUCUCAUCAAUACAUCCUAGGUGCCAUUUAAGAGGAGUACUCCACAAAGACUGCUGCUUUUUUAUUUAUUUUCACACUGUACAUGGUACUAUUGCUUUAUUGGAUCAACUGUGGGCAUGUUUCUAAGCAUAAGUUGAACAACACCAACAUGAGAUUCUGCUUAUGGCUAAACUCUCAGUAAAAAUUUUCAAGCUGAAAUUGUUGCAUUCUGAAUUGUACUUGUCAAGUAUAAAAUCCUCAAGGAGUUACUGGUAACAUGCUAAUAGCAGGCUUACCUAGUGAUGGUGGAGUUUCAUGAACACUGUAGUUGGGUGGAGCUUGUGCUGUUAAUCACUGAGUGGGGUGAACCAAUCAAGAGACACUUCUAUCCACAGCAAAACACUGAUUGGUUCACUUUGCCAUGUCUUUGAAAGCAUAGGGUGGAACCACCCAUGUUGGCAUUUAUGCAGCCUCACUCACAUCACUUUUUCACCUAUAAGUAUGCAUUUUACCUGGGACAGGUUUCACACAGGUCGCAACAUUGACAUUACUCAUCUUUAAAUAUAAACAAGUCAAGUUUCUUUCCUUAAAUGAUUAUGAGAAUAACCAAGGAACUGCAUGUUUGAUAGAGCUGUGUGUAUCUGUGUCUUAGGUUGCAAUAUACUUGUUAUGCAAGAGAGGUUGGGGAGGAAGUAGUAUCAGUGGUUUCUGGUAAGAGUGCUCACUGUCAGUUAAUUAUUAGAUUCAAUGUUGAUUCAAAUAGGUUUACCACAAACCCAUAAUACUGAUUUUGUUUGACCCUUUCCUGUCUUAUUUAGAG